AGCAGAUGGCGACUGCUUGGAUAGAGAUUAGCGUAUCUCACAAGUCUCUAGCAGACGAUACACACAGCUCACAAGUAAAGCAUAUCAUCAUGAAACACAGAACGAUUCUACGUGCUUCAAAAUAGGAUUAAUAUAAUAGCAAUCAUGUAUUAUUAUCUAAUGAUAAACAUAAGUUUUUUUUGACUUUACUUAUUCGCAAAUGAUGAACAACACCAAAAUGAUGAACAACACAAGUAUGGAGCUUAACAAUGUAGGAGGCAGCAAAAGUUCUGUGUAUUUAGUAAUAUCAUUUAAGAGAUUAUGUAUGAGCACCGUUUGCCUACCAUUGUUUUCUCUGAUUUUUUGUUUUGUCACUGCAUAUAUUUUCCAACAGGAUGACAUACAUGAAACACAUUGUAAGGUUUAUAAUGUCCUUCCAUCAAUAUCAGCUAUAACUGGCGUAUCUCCUCAACGAUAUUUAUGGCGUAUUAGCAUAGCAUUACAUAUUGGACCUCGUUUAGUUAUUGCCGGUGUAUAUCACUCAUAUUAUUACAAAAUACUCAAAACUUUAGAAGAUGUACCUAGCAGAAUUAUGGGAUGUAGACUAUUAAAUUUAUGCUAUUGGUUAAAUAUUGCUGAGGUAGCUGCUUUAAGUGGCGUAACAUAUAUAUCAAAUAGAGAGAAUUAUCCUGUACACGAGAAGAUUUUUAUCGUGUUCAUGUUCAGCUCUCUCUCAUAUAUGCUGACAUCAGUAAGAUUAGGCCGUCUUGUUACUCCUAAUGCACAAAGUCUUCAGUACAAACAGGCAUUGUUUGUUACAAGCGUGAUCAGUACGGUUGGACUUAUUAUCUUCUUUUUAAAACAUCGGCUGUUAUGUCACGACUUGGCAUUUAGUUGGUUCUCAUUAUGCGAAUACGUGAUAGCCUCUGCAAAUAUGGGAUUUCAUUUUACCGUGAUUUUAGACUUUCCAAAAGAACAGCUGGUUGUAGGUCAUGGAUUACCUGCCACGAAAGUGGAUUAAUUUUAUAGAAUAAUUUAUAAUUUUGAUUGUCGUCUUAAAGUACCUACUGUCACUACCUGGAAGUGCUGUUCUGUUCAUUUUAUAUUUUUAAUCUAAAAAGUAAUGAGAAUUUUAUUAUUAUGACGCAUAAAAUGAUUUUUAAAAGUUUCUUAUUUAUAUGAUCAUACUAUUCUCAAUGAUUUAAUAUCAAAUUAUUUUUAA
Molecule: messenger RNA, 1201 nt
Organism: Vespa mandarinia (Asian giant hornet)
Lineage: Eukaryota; Metazoa; Arthropoda; Insecta; Hymenoptera; Vespidae
Product: post-GPI attachment to proteins factor 2-like
Biological process (GO): GPI anchor biosynthetic process
Cellular component (GO): endoplasmic reticulum membrane; Golgi membrane
Source: RefSeq, a predicted model, not a curated record